UUCCAGCCCGGCUAGAGCUCCGGGUGGUCAGCGAGAGGCGGAGCUCGGAGGUUCCGUCCGGUUCAGCCGCAUCGUCCCACCGCCCGGUGUCUCGUCGCGGCUUCCGAAGAGGAGACCGACCCUCCCUGUCUCCGUCAGAAAAAUGUCGGCUCCAGCUCAGCCGCCCGCUGAAGGGACAGAAGGGGCCGCCCCAGGUGGGGGUCCCCCUGGCCCUCCUCCCAACAUGACCAGUAACCGACGACUACAGCAAACACAGGCUCAAGUGGAGGAGGUGGUGGACAUCAUGCGUGUGAAUGUGGACAAGGUUCUGGAGAGGGACCAGAAGCUGUCGGAGCUGGAUGACCGAGCUGACGCCUUGCAGGCAGGCGCAUCCCAGUUUGAGAGCAGUGCUGCCAAGCUCAAGAGGAAGUAUUGGUGGAAAAACUGCAAGAUGAUGAUCAUGCUGGGAGCUAUCUGUGCCAUCAUCGUGGUAGUUAUUGUAAUCUACUUUUUUACUUGAGAAUGUGCCACCCCUCCCCCGUCCUCCAUCACCUUCCAAACUCAUGUCCUCCUCUGUGUGUCUGCUCUCUCUCAACCAGCAUCCUCACUGGUCUCCCCAUCCCAGCCCAGGCUUCUCCAUCACCCACUUCUCCUUUUCGUUUGCGUCCAUUUGCUCCGUUUCCCUCCACACUAGAAAUGCUGCUGGGGGGCGCAGUCUCUAAGGGACCACCUGAAGAGUGACAGCUGGUGCCUCCUCCCUACACCUUUAUCUUUUUACUUAAGUUCCCCCAAAGCCAAAAGCAAAUUGGAGGCCAUGGGAAGGGGAGGGGAGUGGCUGUGGUGCAGUGUCCCCAAGUGGUUGCCAACAGUCAGGGGAGGAGAAGGUUGUUGGUGCCUGUGGUGUCUUCUGCACAGCCAGGCUGCUGGCAAGAGACCAGGAAGACUCGGGAAGAUGGCAGCGUGAUUGGUGCUGCCAUGGUCACUUGGAGCUUUUCUUCAUACCAGGCCUGACGCGGGUCCUGGGGAUUGGUCCAAGUCCCAUUCCACCUCAAGUAAUACAGACUGUGGUUUGCAGUUCUUCCUAAACUGUGAGUUCAAGGUUUUCGAAAUCUCUGGGGAUUUCGUACAGCCUUUCGUGGUUAUUCUCUAUCGGUCUGGAGAACACUCAGUGAUUUUGACAAACCUGGGACUCCAUAGAUGCAGUUCCACCACUGCGAACCAGGAGGAGCUGCCUCCUGUUAAAUGGUUGGCAGCAUUUGGCGUUGUGUGUGAGGGCAUCUUAGCAGAAAUGUGAGGCCUUUGAUUGGCUUCCAUUCAUGGCCAAGGGAAAGACUGUUGGUUAUACAGAAAUGGUAAGUAGGGGGCCUCAGUGGAGAAUGCUCACCCCAUGGCCUUCUUGUGUUAAGGAAGGUCCCGUUCAGGCCUUGCUCCUGAUGCAGAAAGCUGAGUCCGUUAGAAAGGACCUGAUCCCUGGACCCCCAUGGGAGCCUUUUGUUCAGGCCACUUCCAUCUCCUUGCCCAGCCCUGGCUGACCUUGAAGCCAUGGAGAAGUCCAACAGGUGUGCUGUGUAUAUGACUUGCCUGUUGUGGGGCCCUGUGGUCUGGAGCCCCCUCUUGUUCUCACCUCCCCUCCACCCCAUCUCUUCCGCUUCAGAGUGCCACCCUCUCUCCCUCCCUCACCCUUGCGUGGUUUGUGUACAGACAGUGGAGCCCAAGAGUGGGAUCCCCUCCAUCACUCUGAGGGUCAUGGCUAAGCUUCAGGCAAGGAUGUUCUGUCAUGUCACAUGGGGUUGGUGGGGAGAAGAGCCAGCUGGGGACACGAAGGGGCGUCCCCGCAGCCCUUAAGUUCCUCUGUCCCCCAGUCAGCAGGCAGAAAGAGGCUGAGGCCGUGCUGGGCCCAUGUUCCAUGCAGCAGCAUUUCAUUGUGCCAAACCAUCUUCCCUUUCCUUUUCGCCCCCAAUCUCCCACAUUCUUUUCGUCCUGCCCCCAGGGCGGGACCGAAGAGCUGGAAGCAAGCAGUCAGUGUACCCUCCCAGCGGUGCCCCUGGAAGGCCUCCACUCUCCUCCAGGCUCCU
This is a messenger RNA of Ochotona curzoniae (black-lipped pika), 2054 nucleotides long. RefSeq names its product vesicle associated membrane protein 1 (gene VAMP1). Bases 143 to 499 code for a protein of 118 amino acids. The record is from RefSeq and is a predicted model, not a curated record. Gene Ontology annotation, molecular function: SNAP receptor activity; syntaxin binding. The transcript has 5 exons. Gene Ontology annotation, cellular component: plasma membrane; SNARE complex. Gene Ontology annotation, biological process: vesicle-mediated transport; vesicle fusion; SNARE complex assembly. NCBI's taxonomy places the organism in Eukaryota, Metazoa, Chordata, Mammalia, Lagomorpha, Ochotonidae.